AUAAAAGUAAAUAAAAAUAGUGAGGAAAAAAAAAUAUCAUCACUUUGAAUUAUAAAUUGUUCAUAAGUCUUAGUUACUAGUAACUAAAAUCAUGAAGCCUUUGUCGAUUCAAUUUUCAAUUAUGACUAUUUUGUCACUCAAUUUAGCGCUUGGACAAGAUAAGACUGCACAAGUGAAAUUAGAAAAAAUAACAGUAGAUAUUGCGCCAAAUAAUCCAUACUUUGAGGAUUGGUCUGGCGAAAUAUUGAGUCCUGGAAAUGCAUUCUCUCUCAAAUGCCCAAUAAAAAAAGAUUACCCUGAAAAUAUGAUGGGAAAACUAAUUGCUGAAUUUGAGGGCAAUGUAAUUGUUGAAUACGACGUAAAAGUAUGUGAUGGGUACGAAGAUGAUGAAAUUCGUCGAGAUUUUUUCAUAAAUGGAGUGUUUAGUGAAAAUUUUCCCAAAAAUUGUCCAGUCAAAGCUGGGGACUAUGAAAUAAUCAAGUACACAAUUCCAACAGAUAAAUUACCAUCAGAUUCACCAGAUGGUAAAUUUGUUAUAAUAGGGUCUAUAUAUGAAACUGGUAACGAUCCAUACCUAUCAGUCCGUUAUGAAGGUGAAGUAAUUCAUCAAUAAUUUAAUGUUUAUUGAAUUCAAACGUUCAAUGUUAUUAGUUUUGGUUGUGGUUUUUUAUUCGAUCUUUUUUGAAUGCACAGCAACAAAAAGUUAAAUUUAUGUAGAUUUUUGUUGCUUCAUUGCUGAUUAUUAUGCAGCAAUAAUUAUAAUUUCACAUGUUCAAUAGAUGAUAAGUUUGGUUGAGGAAAUAAAAAAUGUAAUGAAUU
Messenger RNA from Microplitis mediator, 819 nucleotides. RefSeq lists its product as uncharacterized. The transcript is spliced from 4 exons. The record is from RefSeq and is a predicted model, not a curated record. NCBI's taxonomy places the organism in Eukaryota, Metazoa, Arthropoda, Insecta, Hymenoptera, Braconidae. Bases 92 to 613 code for a protein of 173 amino acids.